Molecule: messenger RNA, 1074 nt
Organism: Verticillium alfalfae VaMs.102
Lineage: Eukaryota; Fungi; Ascomycota; Sordariomycetes; Glomerellales; Plectosphaerellaceae
Exons: 3
Coding region: 1-1074 (357 amino acids)
Biological process (GO): positive regulation of transcription by RNA polymerase II
Cellular component (GO): RNA polymerase II transcription regulator complex
Molecular function (GO): protein dimerization activity; DNA-binding transcription factor activity
Source: RefSeq, a predicted model, not a curated record
AUGACCAUCUCGGUCUUCAGCCCAACCAACUCCAGCUACCCCUCUUCUUCGGCCGAUAAGACGCCUUCGCCAGUCGCCACAGGCGCCAUGCCCCAGACUCUAGUCUCUCCUACCCAAAGCAACAUGAGCGUCGCGUCCAUGCAGCGAAACCCGCGACCAGGUCUGGAAAAUGUUGCUAUUCACCGCAUUUCCAAUGGAUACCAGCCGAGUGCGGAGAGGGAGCCUCUAGCCAAGCUGGGCAAGACUGCUCCCGCGAUCACAGGACCUGCGACAAGUCAGAUUGCGCGAGCCGCUGAGCCUACGAAGGGCCAAGCCUGGGCCUUCCCUGACGGCGACGAGAGGGAGGAGGCGGCACGGUACGGUCAGCCGUCGCACAACACAUCUUUCCUGGACUCUCGGCGCAGCAGUGUCACCGAGUCGAUUGCGAGCAGUCAGUUCACCACGGAGUCCAGGUUGCCGCCUGGGCAGCGAAGACUGGACGAAAACGCCGAGUACAACCCCAUGGCUCAUGCCUCAACAGACUUCCCACCAGUGCAUCACCACUCUCUGCAGCACAAACAGCUGGGGGACCUCCAGGACGAGGAUGCGGAAUCGAGAGCUGGUGCUCAACCAUACAGCCGUACUCCUGAACUUCGCAAGAGUCACAAGCUGGCUGAGCGGAAGCGAAGAACAGAGAUGAAGGAGCUGUUCGACCAACUUCGCGACUUGAUGCCCCAGGAGCGAGGGUCUAAGGCCUCCAAGUGGGAGAUUUUGACUAAGGCCAUCACGGAGCACCAGCGAAUGGCGGAUGCCGUCCGUGUGAUGCAGAAUCAAAACGCCUCUAUUGCGUCAGAGAAUGAUCAGCUGCGCCGGGAGAACCACGCGCUUAUGCUUCAGCUGCGAGGCCAGCCUCCUCAACAGGCACCCCCCCCUCCACCUGCGGCUAGCUACGCGUCAGAUCCCUAUGCCCACCGCCCGGAGCUGCCUCCUCUGCGCGCCCUCAAUGGCGGCCCUCCCAGCGGGCCUGAGUCAAUGACGGGUGUGCAAUACGAUGCUCCGCGUGCUAACGGAUAUCGACCUGCAGAGCGGUAUUGA